Aspergillus aculeatinus CBS 121060 is the source of this 1726-nucleotide messenger RNA. Its product is annotated as DUF3237 domain-containing protein. Lineage: Eukaryota; Fungi; Ascomycota; Eurotiomycetes; Eurotiales; Aspergillaceae. The coding region runs from base 223 to 1557 and encodes 444 amino acids. The record is from RefSeq and is a predicted model, not a curated record. The transcript has 4 exons.
GUCCCGUCAAACAUUCAUUGAUUCUUCCUUUUCACUCUCGCUCACCCCCCGAGUUUUGGCUGCCUUGUCCUCGUCCUGCUCCCUCGUUUCGCUCCCCUCCCACCCUUCCCCUUCCCUUUAAAUCAUCCUUUGAGAUCCUGUGAGAUCGUCUUGUAAAUCAGGCGUGGUUUCUUUCCCUUCCACCCCCCCAAUAUCGAUUUAUUCACCCCAUUUGUCGUGAACAUGGGUCGGACAGUCGACCAGGAAGUUCACGCGGCGUUCGUCGAGUUCCGCGCCAAGGAAGACGAUAAGGUGCGUGACUUCCGUAUUUCCCGUAAUAUUUCCAAACGCCCGCCUACCAACAGAAUUCAACCCAACUACCCCCCGUCAGCACCCGUCAUCGUUACUGACAUAACGAUUCUGUUUGUUUGCUCUUCGCAGUGCCUUUCCGUCCAGUGUAUCUAUUGCCAGCAAAUUCGCGCAAAGAACACCUCGCGUCAGAAGCAGCACCUGCUCGAAUGUCCCGGCCUCCGUCAUACCAACCCUCAAGCUCAGUCACAGUCCGCUCAAUCCACUACUAACGGCAUCGGUGCUGCCAACGGAUAUCCUCCCACUCCCAAUGGCGCCUCUGCCACAGCUUCCGGCGCUGGGCCAGGGCCUGGUGCCCUCGCGACCCCGAAUGGACCCAUGAUGUCCAACGGUGUCAAUCCGCAUGCCACCCCGAUGCAGACGCCGCUGCAGAAUAUGCAGGGACGCGCUUCCUUGCCGACGUCAGGCCCUGCCGGGGCCACCUCCACGGCCGCUGCCGCGCAGCAGGCCUCUCGUGCGACACCCAAGUCCAAGCCGAAAAACUCGUCCUCCAACCUCCCCGCCCCGCCCCUCGAUGACGUGCAUGCUGCUUUCGUAGAGUUCCGUGCGAAGGAAGAAGACAAGUGUCUGUCCGUCCAAUGCAUAUACUGCCAGCAAGUCCGCGCGAAGAACACGAGUCGACAACGCCAACAUCUGCUGGAAUGCCCCACCUAUCUCAGUGUCAUGAAGGACUCGAUCCCCGCCAACAACCUCCUCCACACCUUCCCCGAGGGCGACGUGGCCCGCUCGCUGCAGAUCCCCGCGCCUACUCUCGAGUUGGACUUCCGUAUGAGCAUCAAGAUGAACCCCAAGGUCGCUGUGGGCGAGAGUAUUUGGGGUCAGCGUGACUGGGUGACAUUUGUGGGAGGGCAAUGGGCGGGUCGAUGGGGCAAAGGCAUUAUCUUGCCUGGGGGGCAGGAUUCUCAGAUCGUGACUAAAGAGUCAUCCACCAGCCUUCGAGCGAGCUAUAUGCUUCAGACCGCCGACGACCCCCCUGCGUACAUUAUUGUGAAGACCAAUGGAUGGUUGACUGGCUCUAAGGACGUUUUGGACAAAGUCAACGACCCGACCGUGGCUGAUGGUGUCAACCCGAACACGUACAAAUAUCGCAUUAACCUAUCUAUGGAGACCGGAGAUGAACGUUACGCAUUUUUGAACACUCUGAUGUGGAUUGGCAGUGGCUGUCGCCGGAACCAAGAAGUUAUUUUCGACGCCUUCCGCGUCAAUUAAUCUGCCAUAAAAUCGCAGCUGUUUUGUCCGUUAUUAAGCGAGUAGCAAAUUUGAUUUCACGGGGGAAAAUUGCGGUCCAUCUUCUCUCUGCUCCUGGGGAAUUGCUUCAAUUCCUAUUCCUUUUUCUCAGUCUAUAUCUCUCAUCUGCCUCCAGCCGUACGGGUGCGUU